UAUAAACACUCAUGGGCACAGGCGACCGAAAGGGAGUAAACACAACUUUUUUUUUUGUUUAAUACAGAAAGUGUAUCAUAUUUGUUAUGGUAUUUGAGAAGUAACAGAAGCGGCGAUUGUUUCUGAACUACUGAAAGCUAAAUCGGUUUAAUCAGGACCUCAGAAAGCGAGAAAGAUAUAUAAGGGCCUAUCAAAUAUGUCCUCCUCCCAGUCAUCUUCAAGGCGGCAGUGGUGUUGUUACCUUUGCGAUUUGCCCAAGAUGCCAUGGGCUAUGAUCUGGGACUUUAGCGAGACUGUCUGCCGAGGCUGUGUGAAUUAUGAAGGGGCAGACCGUAUUGAAUUCCUCAUAGAAACGGCCAGGCAGUUGAAAAUAACUCAUGUUAUGCAGGAUGACAGGUCCCCGGGUCCCCAGCCCACUAAACAUGACCCAGGUGGGAGAGAUGGACCUAUGGAGGGUGGCAGGCCACCUCCUGAACGCUUUGAAAGGGGAAGAGGGGACUACGGAGCCCCAGCACGGCUCCCCAACGGUCUACACAGAAUAGAUGACGGGGGCCCACAACAAGACGUCAGUGGACAGAACCCUAACAACGCCAGAAGACCCAUGGUGGGUACAGUUCCGCCCAAUUUAAUGACACAAGGCCUUGUGGGGUCUCCGCACGGGUUGCUAGCAACUGUGCCUGGUUUAAAUGCCAGAGUCGGGGGAACCCCCCUCACCCUCUCUGCCCCCAUGCUGAAUGAGAUCACCAAGAGGCAGCUGAGUAUGGGCAUGGGUGUGGCCUCCUUCCUGAGCCCGGAGUUUGAGAAGGAGCUGAGGGAGAAGCAGAGGAACGCAGAGGCUCUGGCAGAGCUGUCGGAGAGCGUACGGAACAGAGCAGACGACUGGGCCGGCCGACCAAAGGCUGUACGAGGGGCCCUGCUCACCCUCUCCGGCUGCACCCCCUUCAAUGUGCGCUUCAAGAAGGACCACAGCCUGGUGGGGCGGAUCUUUGCCUUCGACGCCAAGCUGACGCUGGACUUUGAGCUGAAGAUCUUUGCGGAGUACCCGUGCGGCUCGGGGAACAUGUUCUCCAGCCUGGCGGCGCUGGUCAAGCAGAUGUUCCACGACAGCCAGAAAGACUCUGGGAACAAGAUGAUCAACUUGGGCCUGAAGUAUGUAGAGUAUGAGAAAAGGCAUGGGGCGGGGGACUGGCGGCUGCUCUCUGAGCUGCUGAGUGAUGCGGUACGGGCCUUUAAGGACACCCCCGGCCCUGACGUUCUCCCCCAGCCCUACCUGGACGCCAGCUGCUCCAUGCUGCCCACAGCACUGUGUCACAUGGCCCGCUCUGCACCGCCAGUCCGCGGGCGGCGGAGGAAGGCUUCCCCGGAGCCCCAGGGUGGAGAAGUGGUGACCACAGAGGAGCAGCUACGGCAGUAUUGGCCCAUGGGGAUGUACCCGGGCAUGGCUAUCCACCUAGCUGCCUCCUCCCUCCCCAGCGCUAGCCAGCCACCUCCUCACCAGGAGGGCUCGGCCUCCCACUCCCACAGCAGCGACCCCUCCCCCAUCACAGCCCUGAUGAGCGUGGCAGACAACGCAGGUGCAGCCGCCGGCCAGUCACCCAGAGAGGCCCCUAGUAGCAGCAGUAGUGGUGGUGGAGGCCUGGGCCACUCCUCCUUGGCAGUGAGACGGAGCAGCAGCCCCACGGCAGCCUGCCCUGCGGGGCAACAGCGGCGCCUGGCCUCCAGGAACGGGGAACCUGAGGGAGCCAGCAACUCUGCAGGGGGCACCACAGCAGCUCUCCCCCUGGCUGGGGCCUCGGACCAGGGAGCAGGGGACCCCUCCGGCUCCUCUGGUCCUCCUCUCUGCUGCACCAUCUGCCAUGAGCGCUUAGAGGACACUCACUUUGUCCAGUGCCCCUCGGUUGCGGCCCAUAAGUUCUGCUUCCCUUGCACCAGAGACUUCAUCCGGAGCCAGGGGGCAGGCAGCGAGGUGUUCUGCCCCAGUGGAGAGAGGUGUCCCCUGGUGGGCUCCAAUGUGCCCUGGGCCUUCAUGCAGGGAGAGAUCGCUACCAUCCUGUCUGGAGAUGUCAAGGUGAAGAAGGAGCGCGACCCCUAAAUCCUCUGGGACACCUGACUAAGGCUGUUGAUGCCUGAGUGGAGCUGCAGCCUGGAGCCUGCAGACAGAUAACGACAAUCUCAACAGGUUCUCCCCACCUCACAGCCAACCACCACGGCAAUCCACCAGGUUCUCCCCACCUCACAGCCAAUCACCACGGCAAUCCACCAGGUUCUCCCCACCUCACAGCCAACCACCACGACAAUCCGCCAGAUCUCCCCACCUCAAAGCUAAUCACCACGGCAAUCUACCAGGUUCUCCCCACCUCACAGCCAAUCACCACGGCAAUCCACCAGGUUCUCCCCACCUCACAGCCAAUCACCACGACAAUCCGCCAGAUCUCCCCACCUCACAGCCAACCACCACGACAAUCCGCCAGAUCUCACCACCUCAAAGCUAAUCACCACGGCAAUCUACCAGGUUCUCCCCACCUCACAGCCAAUCACCACGGCAAUCCACCAGGUUCUCCCCACCUCACAGCCAAUCACCACGGCAAUCCACCAGGUUCUCCCCACCUCACAGCCAACCACCACGACAAUCCACCAGGUUCUCCCCACCUCACAGCCAACCACCACGACAAUCCGCCAGAUCUCCCCACCUCACAGCCAACCACCACGACAAUCCGCCAGAUCUCACCACCUCAAAGCUAAUCACCACGGCAAUCUACCAGGUUCUCCCCACCUCGCAGCUAAUCACCACGACAAUCCACCAGGUUCUCCCCAACGCGCAGCCAAUCAUCAUACACCUCCACCUCCAUGGGGCGGGCCUUACAAUACCACACCACUGUCUGGUUGGUUAGGGGGUGACCAUACCCCCAGCUCACAUCUAGUACCUAAUUCACCCCUUUGUCCCUCAAACAUCAACUUAUCUACAUUAGUAUUGGUCACUAGUAUUAGUCACUGAGUUUAUAAACCAGUGGACCAUGGUUGGGAAGUAUGAACUUCAUCUAGCCCCUGUUAUAGGUGAUUUGAGAUCUUUCUAAAAGAUAUCUGAGUGGCAAUGUGAAAGACUGAUGACUUCACUAAAUGUUACAGCAACGUACAGACUUGGACUGUUCCUCUUGUGACCUUUUUUUGUUUUGUUUUGCGUCACAUUUGUGCUUUACAUAAAACUGACUUUGACUGUCACCGACCUCAAACCAGCAGUUAAUGUACACUACCAGUCAAAAGUUUGGACACACCUACUCAU
Coregonus clupeaformis (lake whitefish) is the source of this 3280-nucleotide messenger RNA. Its product is annotated as interferon regulatory factor 2-binding protein 1-like. Gene Ontology annotation, cellular component: nucleus. Gene Ontology annotation, biological process: regulation of transcription by RNA polymerase II. The coding region runs from base 197 to 2092 and encodes 631 amino acids. The record is from RefSeq and is a predicted model, not a curated record. Lineage: Eukaryota; Metazoa; Chordata; Actinopteri; Salmoniformes; Salmonidae. Gene Ontology annotation, molecular function: transcription corepressor activity. The transcript is spliced from 2 exons.